GUUUCAGCUCCCAGAAUGACUGUCAGAAUGAUUUCACCACUGGGGUCCUGAACCAGGCCCUUAAUCCCCAAAUAAUCCAGGGACUGUCUGAUCCGGCUCUUUCAAAAUAUGUAUGUAACUUUGGAUAAAACCAUCUGCUAAGGAGGUUAAAUGUAAAUGACUUCUGGGUUAUUAUUGUUUCUUAUGCUGUUUACAACAAAUCCACAGCUCCCACCUAUGACGAUGGAAUAAAUGCUACCUGGAAAUUCACCUUGAUUAAAAAAAAUAUGAAUUGGUCUGAUGCUCAGAGCUACUGCAGACAGAGUUACACAGACCUGGCCACUGUGAGGAAUCAAGAAGAUAAUGACUUGAUACAUAAAAUUAUUCCAAGUCGCACUCAGGCAUGGAUUGGUAUGUUCCAGGACACAUGGGGAUGGUCAGACCUGUCAAACUCCUCAUUCCGUAACUGGAAAAAUGGCCAAAAUUAUUAUGUGAAUAACGCAUGUGCUUUAGCUCAGGUCACCUGGCCUGGGACAUGGGAUGUGACACCAUGUGAUGAAAAGCAUCCAUUCAUAUGCUAUGAUGAAAACCUGAUCUUGGUAAAUAGUAACAUGACCUGGAACAAAGCCCUGAAUUACUGCAGAACGCACCAUUCGGACCUGGUGUCUGUCCACAAUGAGGAGAUCCAGUACUGGGUCAGUCGGUUGGCUGAGGAUGCCUCCACUGAUCAUGUCUGGCUGGGGCUGCGCUUCUCCUGCUACCUGAACUUCUGGUUCUGGGUCAGUGCAGAAAAUUUCAGCUACCAGAACUGGGCCCCAAACAACAUAUCCAAGAGUAACUUGUGUGGAACCACAGGGGCAGUACAAUCUAAAGACCCACAUUACUGGGUCAGCCUGCCUGAGACUAAGGAGCUCAACUUCAUCUGCUCCAAAUAUCCAAGAAAGAGAACAGUGGUGAGACUGACUGUCAGUACUGAUGGAGACAUAAAGGAUCCUGCAUUCAGCAGCCAUCUGUUAACACAGCUAAAGGCAAAACUGAUCAGCACAGGCAUGUCAGAAGAAACCAAACUAUACUGGAGGACUCAACCUGAUGGCCAAAUCUUCCAUCUAAAGGACUAAAGAGCAUAAAUGACAAGAUAACGGGUUUGCAACAUCUAGUUAUUGAAGUUGUAAGUAAAUACAUCUUCAGUAUUGUUGUAAUUAUUAUUCCACUGUGAGUACUUUGUGUAACAUAGUGUAACAUACAAUAUAAAAUUGUAUUACAUACAUUUAGCAGAUGCCUUUAUCAAAAGAGUCAUACAGCAAAGUGGGAAUUCAUACAGCUUCUGUCUACAUUAUGUAAUAAGCAACUGUUACGCUCCAGUCUAUGGUUGGAGCCUAACAAAGUGAAAGGGAAGGAGGAAUUGGGAAGGACAAGACAACCAGGGAUAGGAGAAGGGAACACGGGACACAAAGGGAGUCUUUUCAUAGUUUUUAAUAGUUUUUCACAGACACUGUACAAACACUAGGUGUAUCGAACGUCAGGAGUGACAAAGGCUAAAGAAACAAACAAAAACACAUCUACCGAAUACAACCCCAAGCUAAGCUAAUCCUAAGUGAACACAAAAAGGGGAAAACGAAACAACAAUGCCUAAGCCUAACUCUCUAACCAAACAAACAGCAAUCCCACGUUUACGAAUAAACAAAAAGGCAGACAAUCCUAGUGAAGGUAUCCAGAGGGGAGAUCAAAGAGGUGUAGUCGAAGUACAGGCGAAAGUUCAAAAACCAUGCAAGAAGUCAAAACCAGGGCAAAGGUACAAAAAGGGAUGAGGAGAGAAUCAAAAACCAGGAACAAAACAGUCAUACACGAGCAAUCAUACAAAGGUAAAGCGAACGAAGAGCGAGCUAACAGGUGAGAAGCGAGCAGCCCGGAGAGCCUGUAGGGCAUCCUCCAGAACUUAUGGCACGUAACACUUACAGUACGGCACAUACCCGAAACUUACGGCACGUAUCUCCCUUAUAGCACGUAACACAAUCGGUUUAUAGGAGAGGUAACAGAAUGGUUUAU
Messenger RNA from Brienomyrus brachyistius, 2025 nucleotides. RefSeq names its product macrophage mannose receptor 1-like. The coding region runs from base 267 to 1097 and encodes 276 amino acids. NCBI's taxonomy places the organism in Eukaryota, Metazoa, Chordata, Actinopteri, Osteoglossiformes, Mormyridae. The transcript has 4 exons. The record is from RefSeq and is a predicted model, not a curated record.